Sarcophilus harrisii (Tasmanian devil) is the source of this 931-nucleotide messenger RNA. RefSeq names its product ras-related and estrogen-regulated growth inhibitor-like protein. Lineage: Eukaryota; Metazoa; Chordata; Mammalia; Dasyuromorphia; Dasyuridae. The record is from RefSeq and is a predicted model, not a curated record. Gene Ontology annotation, molecular function: GTP binding; GTPase activity. The coding region runs from base 1 to 696 and encodes 231 amino acids. The transcript has 4 exons.
AUGGUCCUCCGGUUCCCCUUGCGCCGAAGUGCCAGCUUUACCCUGGAGUGCAGGACCUUGUUUGAGAUACCUGACCCCACCAUUCUUACCAUGGAAGCCAAUGUAUUGGUGAUGGGAGCAGAAAACGUUGGGAAGUCAGCCCUGACUGUACGUUUUCUGACCCGACGAUUCAUUGGAGAAUAUGGGGAUCUGGAAUCAAUUUACAGCCGAAGCUUGGAUGUGGAGGGCAGGAAAAUUCUCUUCCACAUCUGGGACUUCCCUAGUUCCCAUGGUCAGACCGACCAGCAUGCCACAGAAGAGAAGAGGAUCCAGUGGGCGGAUGGCUUCAUCUUGGUCUAUAGCAUCUGCGAUAGGGCCAGUUUCCACAUCCUUCCUACCAAAGUGGAGUUCAUUAAGGUGGCCAAGGAGGGCCAGAGCCCUGAGAAAGUGCCUAUUGUCAUUGUGGGGAAUAAGCGGGACCUGGGCCACCACCGGGCAGUUUCCAUUGAGGAAGGGCGGCUUCUGGCUCUCACCCUGAACUGUGAUUUCUAUGAGGUGUCUGUGGCCGAGGCCUCCCACGGAGCCCUGAUGGUGUUCCAGGGGCUAGCCCAACACUUUUGGCAGGCUCGACUGCCAGCCCGGAGAGGUAUUGGGAUCCGAGGCAUUGUUAAAAGUAUGUCGGCGGUGUUUGCCAGAAAGAGAACAGAUUCCUUCUAAGCUGGUUCACCCAGCAUCAAUCUUCCCCUAGUCAGCCAUAUUAGUCACACAUUUACUGAGCACCUACUAUUAUAGAACAAGUCUGGAACUAGAUAAGAGAGCAGAAAAGAAAUAGAGCAAUCAUUCGCUGCCCUCAAUGAGCGUUCAGUUCAUAUGUCCAUUUUACUGCUGGACCAUCUUCAACUACCAUCUCCAGGAGCCUACAUUUUCCUAGAUUAAUAUGUCAUUCCAACCA